This is a messenger RNA of Arabis nemorensis, 990 nucleotides long. The record is from the annotation of a GenBank genome assembly. Lineage: Eukaryota; Viridiplantae; Streptophyta; Magnoliopsida; Brassicales; Brassicaceae.
AUGGCUGGUAGUAGUAAACAAGAAGGUCAAGAGAGCCGGAUAGAUGGUUCUUCUACUACAACGGUUACCAGAAAAAGAAAAGAGAGAGGGUUUUUAGAUGAUUCUGAUGAUGCUUGGAUUAGAAGAAGAACUAGGAGGGGAUUUACAGAUGGUUCUUAUAGCUUGAAUGAUGAGUCCGAUACUCAACCUCCUCUGCGUGAAGAUUGGAAGUCUCUGAUAGAAGUCAACGAUACUCAAAGAUACUCUCUUUCAGUCUCCUCCUCCUCCAAGAAACGGAAGGAGCUUAAUGAGUACUGCGGCUGCUAUUCUGAACCUAGAAAAAGAAAUGCUUUGGAGAAUUGGGUUUUAUCAACUGAAAUUGAUCAUACUCGGAGGUCUCCAUUCCGUGGAAAAAGUUACAAUAGGAUCCCUAGUUCGUGCCCUCCUCUGACCUCGCAACUGCUAGACAAUGAAUUGUCUCAAGAGCAAAAGGAAAAGGAUUUGGACGUAAUUUGGGACUACGAGAGCUCUGAAGUACCGUACGAUGUUGAUAAGACUUGUGUGUGUGAGGAAAUUCUGAAAAUUCUAAGGGAAAAAGGGUUUGUGGGCAAGAUCAGAAUCACCAUAGUCCUUGGCUAUCUAGAUUCUAUACCGGAAAAUGUAUUAACUGAUCUUUACAAAAACAAAGGUCUUGUGAUUGAGUUUGCCCACCAUUACAACCAUCAGGCGGCUGAUAUCUUUAUUAUCAAUCUUUUUGAAACAUGGGUUCGGAAGAAGAUUCCUCCACAAAAUGUUAUUCUAGUAACAUGUGACAAUGGCUACAAAAACUCUUUGGAACUGUUAAGAAAAGCGAAGCAUUUUACUAUAGCCAUUGUGAGAGACUUGAACAAAAUUGUUGUUUCCUUAGACUUGGUAAACACCGCUGAGUUGGUGUGGGACUGGAGAACCUUCUUCGGGCUGGGUGAGGGAGAGUGCAAGAAGAAACGAAGCCAGAGGAGGCUAUUUUUCUGA